UUCGGUGGGGUGGCCUGGUCUCCAUGUGAGCUGCUUUUACCCUCUCUUCCAGUCUUUCUCUCCCUUUCUUGCCUCGUCGCCAUGUUUAUUUUCCUUCGCUCUUUCCUCCCACAUUCAUUUCACAGUCCCCGAAACAUGGAAAGUGGGAACAUUCAUUGUUAAUUUAUUACGACGAUGCGGUCUGUUUAAUAUAUUUUCCCUUCUUCUCUUCCUCCUUUAAUUCUCUCCUAUUUAUGACACUACCUUGUAACUGUUGGAAUAUCAUUCAACUAUAAGUCACUUUGCGGAUCCGAGGACGAGCUCUGCUGGUGAAAAUGGAGCUCAAGAACCAGAAUCACUGGCAGCCAUACGGACAUAGUGUACUGUCUAGCUUUUCCUUGCUGUUCUUCACCGUUUUCUUGGCGAGUUCAUUCACUCAGUUGAGCCAUGCCUCGCCUUCAAUGUACUCGGCACAGGGUGCUAUAAAACCUCGGCACUUGCGUCUACUCAAGAGUGCCUUAGAACGUGAAAUUUCAACAUCACAACUUUCUGAUCAGUGGACUCCUCUGGAAAACCAAGGCUGGAGAUCAUGUGUGGAAUGCGGAAGUGAACAACCAUUACCAGACAAGUCUGAGGGAUAUAUCCAAGCGUUUCUUGACGGAGGGUUAAACCAGCAAAGGAUGGGGAUAUGUGAUGCAGUUGUUGUUGCGAAGAUACUGAAUGCAACUCUUGUUAUUCCAUACCUUGAAGUUAAUCCUGUUUGGCGGGAUUCAAGCUCCUUCAAGGAUAUAUUUGAUGUGGAUCACUUCAUUGAUGUACUAAAAGAUGAUAUUUCUAUAGUUAGAGAGCUACCUGAAGAGUUCUCUUGGAGCACGAGGGAGUAUUAUGCUACUACUACACGAGAUACCAGAAUCAAGGAUGCUCCUGUUCAUGCCUCUGCCAACUGGUAUCUGAAAAAUGUUUUGCCUGUUCUACGGAGUCAUGGUGUUGCUGCAAUUGCUCCAUUCUCUCACCGUCUGACAUUUGACAACUUGCCUAUGUAUAUCCAACGGCUACGCUGUAAAGUCAACUUCCAAGCAUUACAUUUUGUUCCUCACAUCAGAAUACUUGGAGAUGCUCUUAUCAGCCGCCUUCGCUAUCCUCAAGGCUCUGCUGGAGAAACCAACUACCUCAAAGAGGUCACUGAUGCAGGCGAUAAGAGAAGGGCAGGGAAAUUUGUUGUGCUUCACCUACGAUUUGAUAAGGAUAUGGCGGCGCAUUCAGCCUGUGACUUUGGUGGAGGCAAAGCUGAAGAACUGGCUCUUGCGAAGUAUCGACAGGUGAUUUGGCAGGGAAGGGUUCUUAAUUCACAGUUCACUGAUGAAGAAUUGAGGAGUCAGGGCCGUUGUCCAUUGACACCAGAAGAGAUUGGAUUGCUGCUAGCAGCUUUAGGAUUUGACAACAGCACACGUUUAUAUCUUGCCUCUCACAAGGUAUACGGUGGGAAAGCAAGGAUUUCAACUCUGAGACAAUUGUUUCCUCUGAUGGAGAGCAAAAAGAGCCUUGCUUCGGCUGACGAACUUUCACAGAUCAAGGGAAAGGCUUCUUUAUUGGCAGCUGUUGAUUACUAUGUUGGCAUGCACAGUGACAUCUUCAUCUCUGCUUCCCCAGGAAAUAUGCACAAUGCAUUGGUUGGACACCGAACUUACUUGAAUUUAAAGACCAUUAGACCAAACAUGGCAUUGAUGGGUCAACUCUUCAUGAAUAAAAAUAUCGGUUGGUCGGAGUUCCGGCAAGCAGUGGUGGCAGGUCACCAGAACAGACAAGGUCAAAUCAGGUUGAGAAAGCCAAAACAGUCCAUAUACACAUAUCCUGCUCCUGAUUGCAUGUGUCAAGCACACACACACGAGUUGCUCACGGAUGAGUAGCCUGUGUGUGCUAGAGUUCAGUGGCUUAAUUAUUAUUUAUAACACUGGUCGCUUGAUGAAAUAAAAAGAGCAUUGACACUCCCAUUUUCACGAGGGUCGAUCACGAUGUUCUUGAUAAGGGAGCUCGAGGGUUUGUAUUGUGAAGGGAUAUUUAUUUGUUUUGUAUCUGAUUUACGCUAUAACCAGGGCAGUAUUGUUAUAUAGUAUCAUUAACUCAUUCCCACAUUUCCUGA
Messenger RNA from Prosopis cineraria, 2119 nucleotides. Its product is annotated as O-fucosyltransferase 39-like. Lineage: Eukaryota; Viridiplantae; Streptophyta; Magnoliopsida; Fabales; Fabaceae. The coding region runs from base 315 to 1886 and encodes 523 amino acids. The record is from RefSeq and is a predicted model, not a curated record. The transcript has 10 exons.